Molecule: messenger RNA, 5742 nt
Organism: Rotaria sordida
Lineage: Eukaryota; Metazoa; Rotifera; Eurotatoria; Philodinida; Philodinidae
Source: the annotation of a GenBank genome assembly
AUGAACGAAAACAUAGAAAAUUUUCUUAAUUAUUUACUCGAUACAGAAGCAACAUCCGAGAUAGCGUUUAAUGAAAAUAUUCAUAAAAAUAAUGAAUUAUUUCACUCACGAUAUCUUAAGGAUUGGGAAUUUUUGGUUAAUCACAAACUACAACAGGUACACCCCGACAUCUUUGUAUCUACAUUGAGUAAUGUAGAUAGUGGUCAAAAAUCGGAAAGUAAUGAUUCUGAAGAAGAAUCAUCAACAUCAUCAUCCGAUGACGACGAAAAAGUUGAAGACAAAAAAACAUUUCCAAUGGUACAUAGUCUUCAUUCGAAAGAAUCAACAGAGUAUUUUGAUGCAGUUCAUCAAUGUCGUCGACUUCUUCAACUGCUUCGUUGUUGCCAACAGCAUUAUCAUCAUUUUGUUGAUCUUUAUUUUCAAAGUCUUGAUCAAUGUAUUAAGCAUGAGAAUGAAAAAAUUGUUAUCGUGGCGCUACAACAAAUUGCUUCUCAUCUCUCUGAAAAUAUAGAUGAUAAUAAUGAACGCAAACGUCUUAUUCAUUGUCUCCCAUCAAAUAUGUCAGAUCCAACAAUUAAUCCUUUGUAUCAACCUUUUUUCGAUACAAUUCAAUUGCUUUUAUCAAGAAACAAUACCGAACAAGCCAUGAUAUCAUUAAUUUCUUUAAAUGAUAUCGACAUACUCUAUCCGUAUAGGGCUCGUUUUCUUGAUGUGCGUCGAGAAUUUCGUGAUAGUACACAUUAUUUCAUUGAUGGUGAUUCACUACUUCUAUCUAUUGCUCAUCAUACAAAUGUUGAUCUUAAAUCAUAUUAUGGAAAUACUCUUCAUGUUAUUUUCAUUAUUGAACGAAUUCUUCUCACUCUUUUCAAUCAAUCUCAUCAAUGUAAUUAUACACUUCUCUUUUUCGAUUGUCAUUAUGAAUUAUAUCGACAAGAGACGUCUAUUCUUGGUCUUCUUCGAUCUUGUCUCAUUGUACAUCUUUCUAAAAAUGCAGAUAAAUGUGGAAUAACAAAAGUACAACAAUUUUCAUCAUGGCUUGAUGAUAAAUAUUCGGAAUUCGUACGUGAUGAAAAACCACUGUUUAUAUUCUAUCAUGAUAUGGCGAAUUUUGACAUGGAAAACGGUAGUCUUCUAUCAGAAAACGCUCUGAAACAACUUACCAUUAUUUAUUGUCUCUUUGGUAAUUAUCAUCAAAAUAUUAUUAAGUGUCACCUUUAUUUAAUGAAUAAAUUAAUAUUAACUGAAACUACUGUUCAAUGUUUUGAAAUUCAAUUUAAGCGACAAUUUCCAACAAGUUUAUUGAAGAAGAUCAUCGAGCUAGUACCGAAUCAAUUAAUUACUAUUACCAAGAAUCAAAAGGAUCAGAAUGAAUAUGAAAAAUUUUGUCAGAAUAUUUGUCAAGAUGACAUACGUCUUUUUCUUUAUCUCAAAGCAAUUGCUAAAUUUAUCAAUAAUACAAAAGAUCAAGAACUAGUUCAACUUCUUUGUCCAUUAUUUAUUCUUCAUGUUGCUCUUCUCAUUCGUCUCUCAUUACUUGAUCGUCAUCUUCCAUCAUCUUUUCCUUCUAUUACAUUUAGUCCCAUGUUGUCUCAAAUGAUUGCACAAUUUCAACAAUAUCUUUCUUCAAAUCUAUCUUCUCAAGUUUCAUCUUUAUCUUGGUCAAAAGUAGCUGAUCUGUUCGAUGGUCAUCUAUUUGCUUUCACUCUCUAUCGAUUAUCAUCAUCAUCAUCAAAUAUUCGUUUCGAUUCAAAAACAUAUGAGAUUGUUAGAGAAAGUUUAUCAAUACUAAACAUACCAUUCAGUGAUGAUCUCUUUCAAAAUGUCGUCAAUCAAAUGAUUCAACUGAAUGUUGUUGAUUUCUCGAGGUCAACAUUUGAACAAUCAUCAAUAAUAGUCAAACGAAUAGAAACGCAUCGAAAAAUUACUAAGAUCUCAAAUCGUUUUAUCAAUACCCUUCUCCAACCCAUAUUUUCAUCAAAUAAUACAUCGACAUUUGAAUGGGUAACACCGAACGACAUUCCAGCAACUCGAUACGAAGGAAGACAUCAUUGGCAUGUUUACAAAGAAGUAGGCGAUGAAGUCAGUCGUAUACGAGACGAUGAUGAACAAUAUACACAGCGUAAAAAGAAUCCACGUUUUCGAGGACAACAAAAACAGCAAUACUAUACUUAUUUUACUUUAUAUGGUAAAUCAUUAACCAGUCGUGAUAUAAAAGAUAAUCAAAUGCAAAUAUUUCUCCCAACUACUUUCACUUCUCUUCCAAACAAUGAAGAAAAUUCAAUCGAGCGAUCUGAUUCUCCUUCUUCUGCAUCUGGUAGCAAGAAAAAACAACAACAUAAAAAACAACCAAACAAAAUUCAACUAAAAAAAAGCGAAAUAAUUAUUAAAGAAAACACAGAACGAAAGAUGAAUAAAUGUAUGGAUGAUGAAACUCAUGAACGAACAAAUGUUGAAGUUCGAUUAAAACAAAUUCCAACUGAUAAUUAUUCUGAUGCAAUUGAUCUAAUUGAUGAACGUUUACCAAACUUUAAAACAUCAACAAUACGUCUCGAAUUACUCAAAAGAAAAUUUGACUUACAACAAAAAUAUCUACGAUCAUUGAAAAAGAAGCAUUCACUCACCAUAGAAGAAAAAUCAAAAUUAGAACUUCUUCAAAUAGAAUUUUUUGCUACAAUGACUGAAAUAGUUCAUCUCGAGAAUGUUGAAGAUGUAUUUGCUGAAAAAAGGAAAUAUAUGGAAGAGCUUGUUGAUGAUUCAGUAUUAGAUAGAGAAAAAUGGUAUCGAUUUCAAAUGGAAAAGAUAAAUAGUCGAUUACCAAGACGUGAACAAGGUAUUCGCGAUAGUCGAGUGGCAGCAGAUUUUAUUCCUGAUGGAUGGCAAGUGGAAUUUCUCAAUGCUGUUGACGCAGAACAAUCGAUUAUUAUUGUGGCACCAACUGCUUCUGGUAAAACUUAUGCAUCAUAUUAUGCUAUGAAGCAUGUACUCGAAAAUGAAGAUAAUCCAAACGGUAUCUGUGUAUAUGUUGCACCAACGAAAGCUCUUGUCAAUCAAGUUGCUGCUACAAUUUACUCUAAAUUUGGUCCUAUAUUUGGACUUUUUACUCGAGAUUAUCGUGUCAAAGUGGAUGAAUGUCGUAUUUUAGUUACGGUUCCACAUUGUCUUGAAAUUCUUCUCUUGUCACCUAACUAUCAACGUUGGUGUCAACGAAUUCAAUAUUGUAUAUUUGAUGAAAUACAUUGUAUGUCAGGUGAAUUAGGAUCAGAUGUUUGGGAGAAAACAAUGUUACUUAUCAAUUGUCCAAUGAUUGGACUUUCAGCAACAGUUAAUAACGGGAAAGAUUUAUGUCAAUGGAUUCAACAUGUAGAAAAACAACGAUCUGAAUUAUAUGAAACGUUAGAACCACGUCAAGUAUGCUUCAUCUUACAUCAUGAACGACUUGCAGAUUUGAACAAAUAUUUAUAUUCAAAUCGACAAUUACAUCCCAUUCAUCCAAUCGGUCUUAUGAAUGCAAAGCAGAUAAUAACUCGUGGUCUUCCUAAAGAUUUUUCAUUAUCACCAAAUGAAACCCUUCGACUGAAGGAUGCGAUGCAAAAUGUAUUAGGGCAAACAGGAGAACCGGUUUGCGAAGACACUAGCAGAAAGCCAAUACCUACAUUAAGUGAAUAUUUUUCAACAGAUUGGAUUAUUGAACGAUGUAAAUGUAACAAUUAUUCAUCCCUUGUUUCUGAUCAAUUCAAUCAGUUAAUUACUAAUCAACAAAAUUCCACCAUUGAUUCUAUUGUUCAAUCAAUAAAUUCCGUUGGUUCAAAUGAUUUUUCUUAUCCAGAACAAAAAUCAAUAUCAACAGUAAUCGUUGAAUUUGUGUUGACACUUAAAGAGAAAAAUCUUCUUCCAUGUAUAACGUUCAUGGAUAAUCGUAGACUAUGUGAAAAAUUAGCUGAAAGUGUUACUCAAUAUUUGGAAGAAGUUGAAAAUGAAUUACGAAGAACAAAAUAUAAACGUCAAAUUGAAGUAUUAGAAGAACGUUUGACACAAUUUGAGAAAGCACAAAAAUCAGCUAAAGGAAAAAAAAAAGUUAGAACUCCUGAUAAAUGUAGCAAUAGUAAAUCGUCUGAAUUAAAAGAAAUGGAAGAAGAAGACGAUCGAGUUCAGUAUCAGUUAUCAGGUCACGAACAAAAUCUGUUAUAUGGUAUAUUGGACGAAGGUACUCUAGCCAAUCGGCGUGGAUGUGAUCAAGAAUUAGUUUCGAAACUCUUAAAAAGAGCUGCAAGAUACAAUCAACGAUUAGUUCAAUAUAUGAAACGAGGUGUGGCUUAUCAUCACGCUGAAUUGAAUAAUAAAGAACGGACCGCCGUUGAAGCACUUUUUCGUAAUCGAUAUGUUCAAAUUAUUUUUUCUACAUCAACAUUAGCUUUGGGUAUUCAUAUGCCAACAAAAACUGUGGCUUUUGUUAAGGAUUCUAUUUUUCUCGAUGCUCUACAAUAUCGACAAUCAUCUGGUCGUGCUGGUCGUCGAGGUUUUGAUAUCCAAGGACAUGUAGUCUUCAUCAAUAUUCCAAUAUCAAAAAUCUGUCAUUUGACUAUUUCAGCAAUUCCUGAUAUUCAUUCUCAUUUUCCUACAAGUGUUACAUUUUUUAUGCGUCUUCUUCAUUUAUACUCAAAUGCUAAAAAUAAAAAAGAUGCGAUGAAUCGAUCAUUAAUCACACUUGAAUGUCCAUUUAUUAAACAGUCACGUAUUAAAUAUCAUUUGAUCGAUGUUCAAACUCGAUAUCAUUGUUUACAUACACUUGAUUUCCUUCAUCGAUUAAAUUUAAUUAAUGGUGAAGGUGAUCUGAUUGGUCUAGCUGGACUUUUAACUCAUUUACAUUACUUUGAACCAGCAAAUAUACUUCUCGUCUAUUUGAUGGAUACACAACUUUUUCAUGAAUUAAAUCAUGAUAUUGAUAUUGUUAAUGUACUUGCUCGUCUUUUCACAAAUAUACCAUGGCUAGUUACACAUAAACAAUUUGAAAAUCUUGUGUCAAAGAGACGACAACAAAUGUUCAAUUCAAAAUUAUUUCUUUCAAAAAUGUUAAUCAAUUUUAGUGAACGUGUUCAAACUUAUAAUUCAAUAGUUAAAGAUGUUUAUGGAUUUUAUAUUGAAAAUGUUAUACGACAUUUACGAUCACUUAUCGAUAAUCAAGAACAAAUCUUACCUUUUUCUAAUAUUUCAUUCUCUCAAUUAUCUGAUUAUGAUAAUGGUACAUUUGAAUAUACUCUUCAUCAUCAUUAUUCACAACAAACACUAAAUCCAUCCAUAUCUCCUUUUUCUGCUCCAUCUGGUCUUACUCAUGAAAAGUUCAUGUCAAACUAUAAUCCAACUGUUGGCUCAUGGGAUCUUGCUUAUGAUGUUGAUUUAUCAACACGUAUUGUGCCAUUUAUUGAUAUAGAUAUUCGUGAUCAUACAAAUUCAGCCUAUUAUCUUAAUAGUUAUGCAGUAGAUUUCUUUAAUCAUGGUUCAGAAGCAUCAUUAAUUCUAGAAAAUCAAAUAAAUCCUGGUGAAACAAACAAUCUUCUAUUAGAUUUUUUAAUGAUGCUUUCAUCAAUAAAAACUUCUCUGGAAAUAAUUAUACGUAAUGAAAACGAACAAGCAACAACUAAUGAUAUACAAUUUUUCCAGCCAUUAUUUGAAAAAAUAUCAAAUAUAAAAGAAAUCUUUGCAGAAAAAUUCUAUAAAGCGUAUCCUUAUGCAAGGAGACGUUAA